This is a messenger RNA of Brienomyrus brachyistius, 2543 nucleotides long. Its product is annotated as urea transporter 1. Gene Ontology annotation, molecular function: urea transmembrane transporter activity. The coding region runs from base 336 to 1475 and encodes 379 amino acids. Gene Ontology annotation, cellular component: membrane. The transcript is spliced from 8 exons. The record is from RefSeq and is a predicted model, not a curated record. Gene Ontology annotation, biological process: urea transmembrane transport. Lineage: Eukaryota; Metazoa; Chordata; Actinopteri; Osteoglossiformes; Mormyridae.
UCCAGUGCUUUAGUUUGUACCAUUCGCUUUUAAUAUUAUCAUACAGUGUUUUGGAGAACGGCAGCCCUAGUCACGGAAAAGUAGACGGCUAAGUCUUACACAUAUGGGAUAGUCUGAAACUACUGAUAUUGAGACAACUCGUAAGGGUUAAAAACUUAAAGGGAAGAAAACCAGCUGAGUGAUGUUGAGGUGGGGGAAGGUGGCUGUUGACACGUUUGUUGAACUUUUCUCAGAAAUGAGAACUUUGCUCAGAUACUGGUAAAGAUUACCACCGCUUGAAGAGACUGUCAAUAGCAGUAGAGGAUUCUACAUAAAGCUAAGAGGCACGUCUCAGAAUGUGGAAGUCAAAUGAAGACGCAGCUUGGAGGCCGGCCAGCAGCACUCGGCAGAGAAUUCAAGACGCCUUUCUCUACUGCUCCGGUGAUAUGGCCGAGUUCCGGAAACUCAUGGAUGAAAAGCCCUUUGCGAUGCAGUUGGUGGAAUGGAGUUUCCGCGGCAUGGCGCAGGUCAUCAUGGUGGACAACCCCCUGAGUGGAGUUCUGGUUCUGGCCGCCCUGCUCAUGGAGAGCCCCUGGCAGGCUGUGCUGGGGAUUCUGGGCUUGCUGACAUCCACCUUCACUGCCAUCAUCAUCGGGCUGGACAGUACUGAGGUGACCAGGGGUCUCCAUGGCUACAAUGGGAUGUUGGUGACACUCGUCAUGGGAGUCUUCAGCUCCAGCGGGGACUGGCACUGGUGGCUGCUGGUGCCGGGGUGCCUGGCCGCAGCUACAUGCACAUUCCUCCACAGUGGGCUUAGGCCCCUAUUUGACCCCUGGGACCUGCCCGUCAGUGUGUUCCCCUUCAACACCGUCAUCCUGCUCUACCUCUCCUGUACCGGCAGCACCAACCCCUAUUUCCCUCACCACCCCGCCGACAGACCGGUGGCACCAGAGCAUAGCAACAACACGCAUCUCCAGGGUCUGCAGCUCCUGCAGGGGGUGGUGAGGGGGGUGGGCCAGAUUUAUGCCUGUGAGAAGCUCUGGUCCUCGCUGCUCAUCCUUCUGGCUGUGUUCAUCUGCUCCCCCCUGCUCUGCAUCCAUGCUUUGCUGGGCUCUGGGGCAGGACUGCUGGCAGGGCUCUCAGUAGCAGUUCGCUGCACUUGGCUGUACGCCGGUCUUUCUGGCUUCAAUGGGGCUCUGGGCUGCAUGGCUGUUGGGGGGCUGUUCUUCACCUUCAAUUGGAAGAUCCACCUUCUGUCCAUCACCAGCGCUUUUCUCUCUUCAUAUGGAGAUAUUGCCCUGAGCAACCUUCUGGGAACCGUGGGCCUCCCAGCUUGCAGUUGGGCGGCCACGCUCACAGUCUCACUAAUGCUGCUGCUGACGGCCCACAAUCUGUCCUCAUACCGGAUUCCCAUUGGUCGCGUCAUGUUUCCAGAGAAACACCAGCAGGCACAAGUCCACCAGGCUGGAGGAGACAUGCAUAGCACUGAUGUGUAGUGGGCUAUUCAUGCUCAAACACGUACAAUAAUGGAUAUAGGGAACUUGAUGACUGCAUGGCAGUAGAUUCCAGUUCUGGAUAUUAAAGCACCUCCAGAGGAACUAUACACAGUUUUUGGUCGCGAAAUACUGCCGAAUCUCGUAGUACCACAACCCAGUUCCCUGCUACCCAAGGGUGCUAUUAACACUAGUGUUUUAAAAUUAUAGACUGUCCCUGAAUGGAGUUCCAUUCUGAGAAUGAGACUGGGAGAAGCAUGUAAGGCUGGGAUAGUCCCGUUGCCGUACAGUAUUUUCCCACAGUAAAUGUCGUGCGGUGUGGUUAACGUGCACAAGGUAGAGUAGGGCUGCUAGACGUACAGCACCGGAAAUGUAUUUUUACACACAUUUCCUUAGUUCUUUUUCUCGAACUUCGGACAUAUAUGUGAAUUGUAAGCCGCAUAGAUUGUAAGUCAGGGACGAUCAGCAGUGCACAGUUGACUAUAACCUGGAACACAAUAUAGCAUCAUGUUAAUUAAUUCAUAUACAAUUUCCACGGUCCUACUUGAAGAGCAGUGCUACAUGAGUCUAGUGCAUAUGCGGACACGUGAAAUUUAGACACUAUUUAAUUUGAGCUAAAUUUCUUUUAAUGACUUUCCAUGUUGUGGGCAAUGGAACCCGUGCCCCUUAAAACAGGGGUGAUUCUGUUACAAUCAUAUGUUAUUUUGAAAUGUACUAAAUAUGUAAUGUAUAAAAUGGAUGACAUUCUAUAAGAUCACAUGAUUACAUAAGCUGUGGAAAACAUAGUACUCUGAAAAAUUGUGGCUGUGUGUUUGUUACGGCAAAAAUGUAAUACAUAUAUUAUAAAGUGCAAAAACUGCAGCUGCACAGCCGUCUCCCUGUUACUUGUAUUCCCACCCCCUCAAGAAAUAUUUCACCAUGAGGAAUUCCGGAGUAGGACCCUCCACCCCCCAUUGCGAGGUUUGACUCCAAAGCCCACCUGUGUGGUUGGCCAUCUACGUGACACAUAACAUCCCAGGUGUGAUUCAACUGGAAUUCUUGCUCAUGCUUCCCAGCAAAGGGGCACUGACC